Aspergillus calidoustus is the source of this 1782-nucleotide messenger RNA. The record is from the annotation of a GenBank genome assembly. Lineage: Eukaryota; Fungi; Ascomycota; Eurotiomycetes; Eurotiales; Aspergillaceae.
AUGGACGUCGUCGCCGCGGUAUCUGGCUACAUCUCCAAGAUGGUCACCGCUGGUGAUCCAUCGGCAUCUGGGUCUUCUACUACAAAGAUGAAGAUCUUACUUCUUGAUAGUGAGACAGUACCAAUCGUGUCGACCGCAAUCACCCAAUCCGCCCUGCUGAAUCACGAAGUAUACUUGAUUGAUCGAUUGGACAACGCCGCUCGUGAACGAAUGCGGCAUCUACGCUGUCUCUGCUUCGUGCGACCUUCUCCGACCUCCAUCCAGCUCCUCAUUGAUGAACUCCGCGAACCAAAGUAUGGGGAAUACUACAUCUACCUUAGCAACAUCAUCCGCAAAUCCUCCCUCGAGCGCCUAGCCGAGGCCGACGUACACGAGGUGGUGCGCGUCGUACAGGAACAUUUUGCUGACUUUCUCGUUAUCAACCCGGACCUCUGUUCCCUAAAUUUGGGUCAUCCGAACCAGCGCCUUUGGGCCAAUUCGCCAGAUGUGUGGAAUGCGGACGCUUUGCAGAGGACAACGGAGGGUGUAAUCGCAACAUUGCUUGCACUCAAGAAGAAGCCUUUGAUUCGAUAUGAGAAGAAUAGCUUACUGGCAAAGAAGUUGGCGACAGAGGUUCGCUAUCAGCUGACGCAGGAAGAGCAACUUUUCAAUUUCCGCAAGACCGACACUCCUCCAAUUCUACUAAUUCUUGACCGUCGCGACGACCCUAUUACACCUCUUCUUACACAAUGGACGUAUCAGGCUAUGGUCCAUGAAUUGAUGGGCAUACAUAAUGGGCGUGUUGACCUACGAGACGUACCCGAAAUCCGUCCAGAGCUGCGGGAGAUUGUUCUUUCACAAGACCAGGAUCCCUUUUUCAAGAAAAAUAUGUACCAGAAUUUCGGUGAUUUGGGGCAAAACAUCAAAGAAUACGUGGAGCAGUAUCAGGUCAAGACCAAGAACACAAUGAACAUCGAGUCCAUCGCCGAUAUGAAGCGCUUUGUGGAAGACUACCCCGAGUUCCGCAAACUCUCCGGCAACGUGAGCAAACAUGUAACGUUGGUCGGAGAACUUAGCCGACGAGUAGGGGAGGAUACAUUGCUCGAUGUGAGCGAGUUGGAGCAGAGCUUGGCCUGCAACGACAAUCAUAACAAUGACUUGAAGAAUCUACAAAGAGUUAUCCAAAUACCAAAUGUACCUGCAGAGAGCAAGCUGCGAUUGGUGACUCUAUAUGCUAUCAGAUAUGAGAAGCAGCCGUCGAAUGCUCUUCCAGUACUCCUCGACCUACUCAUGACUGCGGGGAACGUCCCCUCGCAUCGGGUCAACAUCAUUCCCAAAGUACUUGCCUACCACCACUCCCUUCAGGCUCCACCUAUUGCCGGCGGCUUCUCAGAUCUCUUUGAGUCCACUUCGCUCUUCUCCGGUGCUCGCGACAGGUUCAAAGGCCUGAAAGGGGUGGAGAAUGUUUACACGCAGCAUUCCCCUCGGCUGGAGGCGACUCUUCAAAACCUGAUCAAAGGCAAACUGAAGGAACUUCAGUAUCCGUUCCUGGAGGGCGGAGGCCACAUUCGUGAUAAACCACAGGAUAUCAUCAUCUUCAUGGUGGGCGGAACCACGUAUGAGGAAGCGAAGAUGGUAGCCCAGGUCAACGCCAGCUCACCGGGAGUACGGGUGGUUCUGGCCGCCACAAGUGUCCAUAACAGUAAAACCUUCUUAGAGGAAGUUGAUGAUGCUGUCAGUGGAUGGCCCGAUCCUGCGCCCUCGACUGCUGCUGGACGGCUUCGGAGGGAACUCGGACGAUAG